UGGUGAUCCGCUCCAGUCUACACCAGCAGGCUGCAGGCUAACGCGCCUCCGAAGCCGCAACAAAAUGUUCUCUUUCGGCGCCGGGCGAGGAGGAGGAGGAGGGUGGGGCGGAAUGUCGGCGACGUGUUGUUGAUGGUGACCGCCGACACACAGUGGAGUUAUGCUCUCACGAAAGAAGAGUAAAAGCGAGUCGUCGAAGCCAGCAGAAGUGCACGGCAAGUACGUGAAGAAGGAGACGUCGCCGCUACUCACAAAUCUUAUGCCCUCAUUCAUCCGCCAUGGACCCACCAUGCACCGACGCACCGACGUGCCCCUACCCGACAUGGGACCCGCUGUCUACCCCAUGGCCACCAGCCGUGAUCCCGUGGUGUCCCGCAACAAGAGCUUCCUACGACCCCCCGUGCAGCGGCCCCCUCACGAGGUGGCCCGCCGCGAGAGCCACCGCUUAUCGGCGCCCCCUUACCUGCCCCGCAGCUUGGGCGAGUUGCCCCACGAGUACGGCGGCUCGUCGCAGUCCUUCCUCACCGACGUGAGCCCCAUGUCGGAGAACGGAGACACCGGCCGCUACUACUACCCCUCGGAAGCGUCGUACUACGACGGGCAGCAGCAGCAGCAGCCGAGGAGGCUCCCGGAGCGCUUCCCUGACGACUAUCGCUACUACGAGCUCAACGAACACAACUUCCAAAGACUUCCACGGCAGCACACGCCCCCUGCUUCCAGCAGACCACCCUCAGGCAUAGGUCGAAUACAGGCCAAGUCCCUGGGGAACCUCUCCAAUCUGACGGCGGAUGACAUGCCUCUCCCCGGCGGCUGGACUGUGGACUGGACCAUCCGCGGCAGGAAGUACUACAUCGACCACAACACCAACACUACGCACUGGAGCCACCCUCUGGAGAGGGAAGGGCUCCCACCAGGCUGGGAGAAGGUUGAGUCAGCCGAGUUCGGGGUCUAUUACGUGGACCACAUCAACAAGAGGGCGCAGUAUCGGCACCCCUGCGCUCCCAGCGUUCCUCGCUACGACCAGCCGCCGCCUCUACCGCCUCCAGUCGCCUAUCAGCCGCGGCCUGCUGAGAGGAACCAGCCGGUGCUGGUGCCAGCCAACCCAUACCACACCGCCGAGAUCCCGGACUGGCUACAGGUUUACGCCCGCGCCCCCCUCAAGUACGACCACAUCCUGAAGUGGGAGCUCUUCCAGCUGGCCGACCUGGACACGUACCAGGGCAUGCUGAAGCUGCUCUUCAUGAAGGAGCUGGAGCACAGCGUCAAGUCCUACGAGGCGUACCGCCAGGCGCUGCUCUCCGAGGUGGAGGCUCGCAAGCAGCGGCAGCAGUGGUACGCCCAGCAGCCCAACAACAACAACAACUUCAUGGGGAACAUGUGAGCCCGGGCCGCGGUCAGGCCUCCCGACCAAACACAAGUGUGCCUUGGCUUGAUCCAAAUAUAGCAGACAGGAAGACGCACGCUGGCUUUAUGAACGACUGAAAACUCUCCCAUGAAGAAGCCACAGUGUAGACGUCUUUUAUAGUGAACCCAAAGCAACAUUUUGUAUUAUUUUCAUAAAGUUAAUGCUGUUCUUUUUUAUCUCAGAAGACCAGCGUCAUUCCUCUCCCGUGUGAGAGGACGACUUGGCAGCUUUCUCUCAUCCUUGGCCUGUUUUCUGCUUCUGACGCAAACAUGGCCUCCGUUCCUGUUGCGUCCUUUUUCAGACAAUCCACCAGGAUGAUACGUAAGUGUCCAGAAGCAAGGCGUCUUUAUCCCAUUUAAGUAUUUGCCUCGCUAAUAAGAAGCUACUGGAAGCUCUUUGGAAACACUUUGCAAGGAUUUUGUCUAAAAAGACGCUAACGCCUCCUUUUCGCAGAUGUCUCAGAAGCCAUAAAAAAAAAAGUAGCUGGUUGUCGUUACCAGCAGGAAGAAUAAGAAAUAUUUUAAUAUAUUAUUACAAUAUGGAAACAUGUAUGCAGGUUCAGCCUGUUCUCAGCAGGAUUUAGUAGGGUUUUGUUCAAAAGAUCAUUUAGUUGAAGGUCAGAGCGACACAAAAUGAAGAUCCAGCGUAAGGUGCAAUGUUCAAACAGGAAGUAAACAAACUUUGCAAUAUAAGGCAGGGCGUUCAAUCAGGAAGUAAACAAACUGUCCAAUAUACUGAAGCAUGUGUAAACUGGAAGUAAUUAAACUAUCCAAUAUAAUGCAGGAUGUUCAAACAAGUAAACAAAAAGUAACAAAAGAAGUAAACAAACUAUCCUAUAUAAGGCAGGAUGUUCAAACAGGAAGUAAACAAACUUUGCGAUAUAAGGCAGGGCGUUCAAUCGGGGAGUAAACAAACUGUCCUAUAUACUGCAGAAUGUGUAAACUGGAAGUAAUUAAUCUAUCCAAUAGAAUGCAGGAUGUUCAAAGAAGUAAACAAAAAGUUAAAAAAGAAGUAAACAAACUUUGCAAUAUUAGGCAGGGUGUUCAAUCAGGAAGUAAACAAACUGUCCAAUAUACUGCAGGAUGUGUAAACUGGAAGUAAUUAAACUAUCCAAUAUAAUGCAGGAUGUUCAAAGAAGUAAACAAAAAGUUAAAAAAGAAGUAAACAAACUUUGCAAUAUAAGGCAGGGUGUUCAAUCAGGAAGUAAACAAACUGUCCAAUAUACUGCAGGAUGUGUAAACUGGAAGUAAUUAAACUAUCCAAUAUAAUGCAGCAUGUUCAAACAGGAAGUAAACAAACUUUGCAAUAUAAGGCAGGAUGUUCAAUCAGGAAGUACACAAACUGUCCAAUAUACUGCAGGAUGUGUAAUCUGGAAGUAAUUAAACUAUCCAAUAUAAGGCAGGACUUUCAAACAGGAAGUAAAAACAACUAUCAAAUAUAAGGCAGGUUGUCCUAACCGCAAGUAAACAAACUAUCCAAUAAAAAGCAGGAUGUAUGAACAGGAAGUAAACUAUCCAAUAUUAGAAAGGGUGUAUAAACAGGAAGUAAACAAACUGUCCGAUAUAAUGCAGGAUCUUCAAACAGGAAGUACGAUAUAAUGCAGGAUGUUCAAACGGGAAGUAAACCAAUCAUCCCAUAUAAGGCAGUGUGUUGAAACAGGAAGUAAACAAACUAUCCUAAGGCAGGAAGUAAACAAACUAUCCUAUAUAAUGCAGGAUGUUCAAACAAGAAGUAAAGAAAACUAUCAAAUAUAAGGCAGUGUGUUCUAACAGGAAGUAAACAAACUAUCCAAUAUGAAGCAGAAUGUUCAAACAGGAAGUAAACAAACAAUCCAAUAAAAGGCAGGAUGUUCAAACAGGAAGUAAACAAACUAUCCAAUAAAAGGCAGGAUGUUCAAACAGGAAGUAAACAAACUAUACAAUAUAAGGCAGGAUGUUCAAACAGGAAGUAAAACUAUCCAAUAAAAGGCAGGAUGUUCAAACAGGAAGUAAACAAACUAUACAAUAUAAGGCAGGAUGUUCAAACAGGAAGUAAACAAACUAUCCAAUAAAAGGCAGGAUGCUCAAACAGGAAGUAAACAAACUAUCCAAUAAAAGGCAGGAUGUUCAAACAGGAAGUAAACUAUCCAAUAUAGUGUUCUAACAAAAAGUAAACAAACUAUCCAAUAUAAAGCAGGACGUAUAAACAGGAAGUAAACAAACUAUCCAAUAUAAGGCAGGAUGUUCAAACAGGAAGUAAACAAACUAUCCAAUAAAGGGCAGGAAGUUCAAACAGGAAGUAAACUAUUCAAUAUGGUGUUCUAACAAGAAGUAAACAAACUAUCCAAUAUAAAGCAGGAUGUAUAAACAAGAAGUAAACAAUCUAUCCAAUAUAAAGCAGGAUGUAUAAACAAGAAGUAAACAAACUAUCCAAUAUAAAGCAGAAUGUUCAAACAGGAAGUAAAACAAACUAUUCAAUAUGGUGUUCUAACAACAAGUAAACAAACUGUCCAAUAUAAAGCAGGACGUAUAAACAGGAAGUAAACAAACUAUCCAAUAUAAGGCAGGAUGUUCAAACAGGAAGUAAACUAUUCAAUAUGGUGUUCUAACAAGAAGUAAACAAACUGUCCAAUAUAAAGCAGGACGUAUAAACAAGAAGUAAACAAACUAUCCAAUAUAAAGCAGAAUGUUCAAACAGGAAGUAAACAAACUAUUCAAUAUGGUGUCCUAACAAGAAGUAAACAAACUAUCCAAUAUAAAGCAGGACGUAUAAACAAGAAGUAAACAACUAUCCAAUAUAAAGCAGAAUGUUCAAACAGGAAGUAAACAAACUAUCCAAUAAAAUGCAGGAUUUUCAAACAGGAAGUAAACAAACUAUUCAAUAUGGUGUCCUAACAAGAAGUAAACAAACUAUCCAAUAUAAAGCAGGACAUAUAAACAGGAAUUAAACAAACUAUCCAAUAUUAGAAAGGGUGUUGAAACAGGAAGUAAACAAAUUAUAUAAUCUAAGGCAGGACACUUAAAAAGGAAGUAAAGACAUUAUCCAAUAUAAGUGUUGAAACAGGAAGUAAACAAACAAAUAAGGCAGAACAUUUAAAAGAGAAGUAAACAAACUAUCCAAUACAAGGCAAGUCGCAGGAAGUAAACAAAGUGUCCAAUAAGACAUUUAAAAAGGAAUGUACACAAACUAUCAGUCGUGUUGGAUUAAAUGAGAUCUGCUUCUUCCUGCUCCUUUUUGAUUUUGAAACCCACUUUUGAUCCAACAUCCUGCUAAAGUCUGAUGAGAACAUGAGCAGUUAGAGUAGUUGAGUCGGGUGCACACUGACACUACAACAGCAGUCCCAUUGGAGGGGACUUUAUUACACACUGCAGGUUAUUUUGUAAUAAUAAACCUCAAGACUGCUUUCUUGCUUUCUACUUGGAAA
Messenger RNA from Nerophis lumbriciformis (worm pipefish), 4808 nucleotides. RefSeq names its product salvador family WW domain containing protein 1 (gene sav1). The record is from RefSeq and is a predicted model, not a curated record. Gene Ontology annotation, molecular function: protein binding; molecular adaptor activity. Gene Ontology annotation, biological process: hippo signaling; negative regulation of cell population proliferation; positive regulation of apoptotic process. NCBI's taxonomy places the organism in Eukaryota, Metazoa, Chordata, Actinopteri, Syngnathiformes, Syngnathidae. Gene Ontology annotation, cellular component: cytosol.